Henningerozyma blattae CBS 6284 is the source of this 222-nucleotide messenger RNA. It is a transcript of the gene HTL1, whose product is annotated as Htl1p. NCBI's taxonomy places the organism in Eukaryota, Fungi, Ascomycota, Saccharomycetes, Saccharomycetales, Saccharomycetaceae. Bases 1 to 222 code for a protein of 73 amino acids. The transcript has a single exon. The record is from RefSeq and is a predicted model, not a curated record.
AUGAAACAACCCUCAGCAUAUUAUCAAUACAACAAUGUCACAUUAAAAACGUUGACCGCAUAUCAGCUAAUGGAGCGUAGAGAACAGAUGUGUGAGUUAUUCCAAUUGGCUGAUAACUCUGAGAGACACAACCUGGUAGCAUCUGAAGAGAAUCAAAAACGUACUCUAGCACAAUUGAAAGAUCAGCUCGAAAAAUUAAAAUGUGAAAAAAAUAAUGCUUAG